AUGGAAGGAGAGCUAUGUAAUGUUUUUGGUGAGGUGGUUCGUAUCACAGUGCUGUCCGUAGGAUAUACAGCAAUCGAAACAUCAAAUGAUGUACGGUACCAAUGCUACCGCAGUGUACAACAUGCGGAUGCUACAUUGUCCUUCGGACGGUCUGCACCCAUAACAACCAGUAUAUCACCACCACCACACAGAAAUCACCCUGUCCCUAUACAUGCAGAUGUAUUGAUUGUUUGGUUCUCUGAUUAUGGAGAUUAUUGGCAUACGAACGGGUUUGGUCCCUUCUACUGCGAGGCUGCUACGGCUUGUGGAGAUGUAACAAGGGUCACUACAUUUUUUCAGAGAAGUGAUGCUAAGUUCAUACCAAGUGAUGGAGUGUUUACAAAGACAGUCAGUGUGGCAGACACAGGAGUAGUGAUCUCAAUGACUGAUCGAUACCAACCUGAUGAUGAUGGAAGUAUCACAUGGAGGAAAGAUGGUGGUGAUGUUCUUACACAAUUUGAGGGACAGACCAGUAUCAGCUUCCCAAGCCCAAUCCGGAUAUCAGACCAAGGGAUUUAUGAGAUCUACUACGAUGGCGAGAGAGAUCAAAACAGAGGAGGAAUAUACAGACUUAUCGUCAGGGAAUGUCCUGCCGGUAAGUGGGGUCCACCUAGAUGUUAUGGUGUCUGUGAUAACUGCUACAACGGUGGUGUCUGUGAUGAUAAAUCUGGUCUUUGCAUCUGCCCAAACAAUUUCAAAGGAAAGAAUUGUUUAGAAAUUUGCAGGGAUGAUGGAGGGAAUAACUUUGGAAUAAACUGCGAAUCUUAUUGCUCAUAUCGUAACUCGCCAACUCAAUGUCGUGGCUUUCUGUUCUGUCUACCUGAUCCUUAUGGAUGCUCAUGUGAUGUUGGUUCCCAAGGCCUUUCAUGUGAUAGUGAUUGUCUAGUUGGUACAUAUGGCGUAGGAUGCUCACAGACAUGUCACUGUGCAGAUGAGUCAUCGUGUGACCCUUUUAGUGGAAUAUGUACUACAGGUGGAUGCCAGCCUGGUUGGUCAGGGAACAAUUGUCAAAUUCCUGAUAUCUGUGAAGCCGGUUACUAUGGACCUCAAUGUAUUGAUAAAUGUUACUGCAUGGAUGAUGCAUCAUGCGAUAAAACAACAGGAGCAUGUCCUCAGGGGAAGUGUGCCUUGGGAUACAGCGUACACGAAGGAAACGAUACUUGUCAAGGUGGUGGUGGCAAACGCAAAGGCCGGAGUAAAAAGUGGCGACAGAUACUCAAGUUUCCCCACAUAACAGAGUGCCAACGCCCUACAGAAAGAUUAGGUUCGUAUUAUCUAGCACUGAAAGGGAGCCAGAGUUCUUUCUGGUGUUGA
Lytechinus variegatus (green sea urchin) is the source of this 1353-nucleotide messenger RNA. RefSeq names its product angiopoietin-1 receptor-like. Lineage: Eukaryota; Metazoa; Echinodermata; Echinoidea; Temnopleuroida; Toxopneustidae. The record is from RefSeq and is a predicted model, not a curated record. The coding region runs from base 1 to 1353 and encodes 450 amino acids. The transcript has 8 exons.